Messenger RNA from Fonsecaea pedrosoi CBS 271.37, 1419 nucleotides. RefSeq lists its product as uncharacterized. The coding region runs from base 1 to 1419 and encodes 472 amino acids. The transcript has a single exon. The record is from RefSeq and is a predicted model, not a curated record. Gene Ontology annotation, biological process: transsulfuration. Gene Ontology annotation, molecular function: transferase activity, transferring alkyl or aryl (other than methyl) groups; pyridoxal phosphate binding. Lineage: Eukaryota; Fungi; Ascomycota; Eurotiomycetes; Chaetothyriales; Herpotrichiellaceae.
AUGGUUUCCGGACACUUGGGCGAAGUGAGCAAAGCUCCCGAGUACGAGACGGUCGCGCUGCACGGCGGCCAGGAACCCGACCCGAUCAACGGCUCGCGGGCGGUGCCCCUGUACCAGACAUGCGCGUACAACUUCACCGAUGCCUCGGACGGGGCGAGCAAGUUCGCCUGGUCCAAGGACGGCUACGUGUACACUAGGAUGGGCAACCCGACCAACACCGUCUUCGAGACGCGCAUGGCCAUGCUCGAGGGUGGUGUCGGCGCCGUCGCCACGGCCAGCGGCCACGCCGCCCAGUUCAUGGCCAUCACCUCCGUGUGCGAGCCCGGCCACAACUACAUCAGCACCAUGAACCUGUACGGCGGCACGCACAACCAGUUCCGCGUGUACAUGAAGAAAUUCAACAUCAUCUGCAAGUUCGUGCAGGGCAACGACCCGCAGGACGUCAAGAACCUCAUCGACGACAAGACCCGCGCCGUCUACAUCGAGACCAUCGGCAACCCGCAGUUCAACGUACCCGACAUCAAGGCCAUCGCUGACGUGUGCCACGAAGCCGGCAUCCCGCUGAUCGUCGACAACACUUUCGGCAUGGGCGGGUAUCUCGCGCAGCCGAUCAAACAAGGCGCAGAUAUCGUCACAGCCUCGUGCACCAAGUGGAUUGGUGGCCACGGCACGUCGAUGGGUGGCAUCGUCAUCGACGGCGGCCACUUUGACUGGUCGGCCUCGGGCAAGUUCCCCGGCUUCACCGAGCCGUCCGAGGGAUACCACGGCAUGCGCUUCUGGGAGACGUACGGCUACAAGGCCCUGGCGGCCAAGCUGCGCAUGGACGCCAUGAGAGACCUGGGCCCCUGCAUGUCGCCCUUCAACGCCUGGCUCUUCCUGCAAGGCCUUGAAUCCCUCCCCGUGCGAGCCGACAGACACGUGUCCAACACGCUCGCCUUUGCCCAGUGGCUCGAGAAGCAUCCGUGCGUCGCGUGGGUCAACUACCCGGGCCUGCCAUCCCACCCGGACUACAAGCUCGCACAGCGGGUGCUGCCCAAGGGAGCCGGCGCGGUCCUGACCUUCGGCGUCGCGGGCAAUAUCGAUGAGGUUGAAGCCGUGGUCAACAACCUCAAACUGUGCUCGCAUCUGGCCAACGUUGGCGACGCAAAGACGCUGAUCAUCCACCCCUGGCGGACGACCCACCAGCAGAUCCCGGACCAGGAAAAGAUCAAGGGAGGCGUCACCCCCGACAUGAUCCGGAUCAGUCUCGGGCUGGAGCACAUCAAAGACAUAAUCCACGACUUUGAGCAGGCUUUCAAGGCCGCGGGCCUCAAGGGGGCCAAAGAUUGGGUCCCGACGUGGAAAAAGGACAUGGAGGGCGAGGAGUGGUCCAAGGGCACGUUAUACGCGCCGAAUCCCAAUGGCGUCACCAGCACAUAA